Messenger RNA from Trichomonas vaginalis G3, 420 nucleotides. RefSeq lists its product as uncharacterized. The record is from RefSeq and is a predicted model, not a curated record. Bases 1 to 420 code for a protein of 139 amino acids. The transcript has a single exon. NCBI's taxonomy places the organism in Eukaryota, Parabasalia, Trichomonadida, Trichomonadidae.
AUGACAGAAAAAUUAACUUUUUACAUAGCGCCAGACCCUUCUUGCCCACAUCCUUUUAAGCCACAAUAUAUAUACAUAGAACUAAAUAGAGAAAGCGAAAUUCCACAAUAUAUAUACAUAGAACUAAAUAGUGAAGGCGAAAUUCCACAAUAUAUAUACAUAGAACUAAAUAGUGAAGGCGAAAUUCUACAAACAGAAGAAAGCGAAAUUCCACAAACAUAUAGAGACCUAGAUAACGAAAAUGGAUAUGCGCUAUUCUGGUUAGAUUGUCCUUAUAAAAUGUAUGAAAAAAAGGCUUUAUAUGAAGAAUAUAGAAAAUAUUGUCAUGAAAACGAUAUAAGACCAAGCUCUAGAGAAAAAUUCUAUGCUGGUAUAAAACAUCUUUUCGAAGUUCGGAAUGGCAAAUAUAUAAAGAAAUAA